CACAGCAUUCGGCCGGCGUGGGACUGGGACGAGCCAUGUUCACUCGUCUCCCGGAGGAGCUACCACUGGCUGGAUCUAAGGGCAACGGGACCCGCUCCGUUUCGGGUGAGGGGAGUUGAGCCGUGGGACAGGAGACGUGCGCCGGAGAGCAACUCCCCGUGUCAAGACAUGGCUCUCCCUCCCCCCCGGAGGCCAGAUGUUCUCUGCACACUCCCGUUGCUGCUGAGCCUCUGGCUCUUUGUGUCGGCAAGCGCGCUGGAGGUGAUUGACCAGCACGCCCCCAAAUUCGCCUGUAGCGAGGUAACAAGUCACCAUGAUAAUACGCAGGGAUUGACGGACUGCCACGUGAGCUCAGUCUCUCCAUACCCUGCUGUCCUGCCUGAUCCAAAUGAUAUAGUAGAUGUUACACACAUGCAGCUUAAAGUGAUGCUGUGCUGCUCAGCCACACAAGACUGUCAACCUUGCCUACGAAUCAUCAUCGCAGUCCAAGAAGUGGAUGAUACGAAGGAGGUUGCGGAGGAGUCUGGUGAACAUGCUGAUGAAGAGUUAUUUGGCAUGAAUCAAAUGGCAGAGGGAAGUGUUCAGAUUGUGCCCCCUGAACCAAGAGCUUUGGUGAAAGUGUGUCUCAGCUCCCCAGGCAAAAAUGAAAUUUGGAAGACACUCCAGUUUAAACUAAGCCACUCCGGUUUAGUCCAAGCUUUUCAACAGACCACAAAUACGGUAGCUAUUUUUGGACAGCAGCUGCUGUUGACAGAGGAAGUGACGUUUGGCAGUCCCGUUGUGGUCCACGUCUAUGCACAUUCAAAGGGAACACACAACAUCCAAAGUAUCACAGUCCCAUCUUUAGAAGAGGUUUGCUCUAUGAACCUAGAAGGGACGGUAAAGCAAUGUGAUGCUCCCAGACUCCGAGUUGAGACUGAUCACAAGAGAAACGUGGUCCUCCUUCAGCUGGCAAAUGCUGACGCCAGACAAGAAGAUCUCAUGUACCAGAUGAUUUGGAAUGAAAUGCCCGGAGAGGUUCUUGCAUGGCCCAAAGACAAGAGAGCAGUGGUCAUUUCAUCAAACUCUGUUGCACCAUGCCUGUGCUUCCAGGUGUGGUGGAAGGGAAAGGCACUUCGAAGACAGCUCUGCCCCUUCAAAAACCAACAAGAUGCACUUGAAAGAAUGCAGCACAAAGUGUCUGUGUCCAUGGAGGAGUUCCACCUGAGGGAGGGUGGCACAGGGCUGAGCUGGAAUGUGACUGCCCCCUGCAGGCUGGAGGCAGAGGUGUGGCUGUGCAAGAAAGACCGGGCAGGAGGCCUAUGUGAAGAGGUGACCGGCUCCAGACAGAGACUGCACAACAGUGAAGGCUGGAGCGCAACACACAGUAGACACUGGAAAACAGGAGAGUUCAAUGUUUCAUCACAUCCUCUGCUUUGUGUUCAGAUAGAGAUACUUGGGAUGGAGUCAUACUUAGAGCCCCAGUGUCCAUUUGCAACAUCUCGAUGGGGAUGGAGCAAGCCACUCCUCAUCGGAUUACUGCUGAUGUUCUUUGCCAUACUAGGCGCCUACUUUAUACAAGGGGUCCUGAAAGGCUAUGUGUGGAAAUGGUUUAAAGAAGAUGAUGUUAAAGGUGCAGUGGGUGGUGGUCAUGUGGUGUUGCUGUACCCACCUGAUGACAACCAGACUUUGCCUGGGCUGAUGUGCCACCUGGGCUCAUCCCUCGAGGCCCUGGGCUUCAGUGUGUCUCUAGACCUGUGGAGCCAGGCUGAGCUCACCCUACUGGGCCCAGUGCCUUGGCUCCAUUCAAGACUGGACCGACUGAAAAGGCAGGGGGGCAAAGUGGUGCUGGUCCUGACCCAGGCCACCUGGAAAAGGGCUGAAGAAUGGGGAGCGCGGAGCUGGGAGAGAAAGACUCCCAGUGAGAGGAACAGAGACAGGGAGGAAGAGGAGGCAGGAAGAGGCUGCCCUGCUUCUCCUCCCUGUGUAGAGGUUUUUAGUGCUUCGUUGAGCUGCAUUCUAGCAGACUAUUUACAGGGCCGCGCUGGUGAGCGGUUUAUGUUGGUACAGUUUGAAUCCAUUCCACCCGAGCCUCCAGUUGGUUUCCAGCCACUGCCAGAACUUUUCCGUGGCCUUCAUGUCUACAGCCUGCCCUCCCAGAGCCUGGGUUUUCUGACUGAACUGGCUGGGGCUCGGCAAAUAGCCACUGCAUCAGCCAGACGGAAGAGGGCAGGGGGGCUCAGGGUGGCAUCCCGAGCCCUGGCAAGAGGGCUGUCAGGGUUCACAGCAGGGACAACUGUAUUACGCCUUGCAGGAGUUUCCCAGAGUUGUGCUGGGAUGGGAGUAGAAGACUCUGGGGAAAUGGUGCUGUUGCAGCCAUGUCUUAUUACGCCUCCCUCCAGGCCUGACACAAGCUCCAAGGUCAGUGAAAUGGAAUGGGUUUGACAGCAGGAGAGGCAGAACCAUGACCAAGCUUCAGUUGUAGGGGAGCGGCCAAUAAUGAUUGGAAAGAACCUAAAGUAACUACUUCAAAAAGAAAAUUUAAGGAAAAAGAUGACCCUACAGCUCUUUUUCAGUCUUAGCCACUGUGUGUGUUUAUUUACUAGCAUCUGACAUUCUGCAUGCACAUGUAUUGAAUAUAAAACUUUAAACAAACAUAAGCCAUUUCCUUUCUCUGAGUGUAUACAUGAGUAUAUUAAUUUGCUCUGUCCAGGCAGUGUGGGUCCGUUUUUAUACUAUGUUUUGUCCUUACUGUUUAAAAUGGGACUGAAUUAAGAAUUUGUCUUGGUAUGCUCUUCUGACUGCAGAACAAGUUUCAGUUCCGACUCAGCACAAAUACAGGAUGUCAUUGGAUUUGUGUUUGCAUAGCAACACAUUAACGUUUGUUGAACAUGCUGAAAAGUGUUUCAGAUAAAAUUAUCUGUAAAAUCCAUAAACAAAAUCCUCAAAUUACUGCAAAAGUGGAUUAGUUGUUGUGGGAGCAUUCUUACAAGGGAGCUCAUAGGCUGCAUCCUGCUUUGGGGCAUUUCAGCAAGUCCACAUUUUGCUAAAUUACCUGGGGUGUGGGGGGGACACAAUGACUUAUAGCCUGUCUCUAAAUAUUUACAUAUCGAGGUGUAAAAAGUCAAAACAUGGGGA
Xiphias gladius (swordfish) is the source of this 3117-nucleotide messenger RNA. RefSeq names its product interleukin-17 receptor C. NCBI's taxonomy places the organism in Eukaryota, Metazoa, Chordata, Actinopteri, Istiophoriformes, Xiphiidae. The record is from RefSeq and is a predicted model, not a curated record. The transcript has 16 exons. Gene Ontology annotation, molecular function: interleukin-17 receptor activity. Bases 169 to 2424 code for a protein of 751 amino acids.